Molecule: messenger RNA, 1308 nt
Organism: Polistes canadensis
Lineage: Eukaryota; Metazoa; Arthropoda; Insecta; Hymenoptera; Vespidae
Product: probable tRNA pseudouridine synthase 2
Exons: 4
Coding region: 320-1270 (316 amino acids)
Biological process (GO): RNA processing; pseudouridine synthesis
Molecular function (GO): pseudouridine synthase activity; RNA binding
Source: RefSeq, a predicted model, not a curated record
GAGAUAUUUAUAUAUUCGAGAGAUAUCAGUCUUAUAUAUGGCGUUCAAAAGUGUAUUCGUUAUUAAUAAUAAUAAAUGUUAUAUUUUUUUGUCGGCAAAUUCGAAAAGUAUAUAUAAAUUCUCUGGAUAAUCUUUGCCUACCGUCCUGAUUCCCCACUUCGAAACUAGCGACAUCAGGUAUUAAAUUUAGGUAUUAAAGAGAAUCAUAAUCUUAAAUUUAUAAACAUUUAUUUGGUUAUUAUUGCAAGAAUAAUUAACACACGUUAAUUAUUAAAAAGAUAUUUAUAAUAGAACAUAAUUAAUAUUACGAUUUAAAAUAAUGUCUAUGAGACCUAUCACACAGCAAUUAGCAUGCAAAGCAAGCAUAGGUUAUAAUUUAUUGAAUGGUAUAUUUGUUAUAUAUAAACCAGCAUUAAUACAUUUUUUAAAUGUACGAGAAACUAUAUUACAAAAUAUAUGUAAAGACUUAAAUGAAAUGAAUGUUAGACCGCCUACUGAUUACGUUGUGAUCGAAGGAAAUACAAAUGAAAAUAUGAAUGUUACUGUUCGUCCUAAUUAUGCAGACCAUCCAUUAGUUGUAGGACCACGUUAUCAAGAAAGAGAUAUUACAUUUUCUACAGCUAAUCUUUUAAAGCCAGAUAGUUGUGGUGUUUUAAUAUGCGGUAUCAACAGUGGUAAUUCGUUGAUUCACAAAAUUAGAGAAUCAAAACCAGCACGGUUUUACAGACUCAAAGGUAUCUUAGGACAGGCAACUGUUAAUCAAUUUAAAACUGGUAAAAUAGUUGAAAAAUCUACGUACGAGCAUGUAAAAAGAUUUCACAUUGAUAAAAUAUGUGCCUCGAUGCAAUCUUCUCAUCAAAAGAAAAUGUUCGAAUUAUGUGGAGUCGAUAUCCAAAGUCAAGAAGCAUAUGAAUUAGCGGUACAAGGUUUGAUUAGGCCAGCUGAUUCUAGAAUUCCUGUAUUAUAUGAAAUAAAAUGUGUAGAUUUCCAACCUCCAGAAUUUACGCUUGAAAUUGUUUGUAUCAAUGAGUACGAACAAUAUUUAAAAACGUUAAUUCACGAGCUGGGUAUGGAAGUUCGCUCUACAGCUACUUGUACGCAAAUACAAUGUUUCAAAUAUGGAUUAUUUGAUCUACAACAUGCACUAUUAUCUAAAAAGUGGGAUAUGUAUUCUAUUUUAGAUAAUAUGAGACUGUGCAGAAAAAUAUUAAAAGAAAAUGAUUAUUUGAUAGAACAAACUAGUCCCACUUUGGUAGAGAAUAAUAAAUAAAUUUUGUUUAAAUAAAUACAUAUUUCAUAUAUGUUCUA